Cladocopium goreaui is the source of this 1365-nucleotide messenger RNA. The record is from the annotation of a GenBank genome assembly. Lineage: Eukaryota; Dinophyceae; Suessiales; Symbiodiniaceae.
UUCCACAGUGCGUUUUGCUACUCAAGUCUGUUUUGCCUUCUGUGCUUCAACUUCUUUCUUUCGCUUGUUGCUAUGGCUUUCCCUAUGGCUUCUUCUUUGACCUUGGAGUUUGGUGAUUGGAGUGAUGCCGACAGCAUUGGUGAAGUCAGUGCUUACGGCAAUGCCUCGGUGUCUUCGGGAAGCACCUGUGCUUCUGGUGUUGAGUUCUUUGGAAACCGCCAAAGUCAGAGGCAAUACCUUACCAACCUCCUCACAAGUGAUGAGGAGAGUGAUGAGGAGAGCGAUGAGGAAGAAAACUGUAAUGUGGUGAUGUUUGAGGGGACGGAUGCUUUAGCCCUGAAACCAUCCCACAUCAACUUCCUUGUGUAUGACAUCAUUGACUGUGCCACCUAUGAGUUGUUGGUUGCGCGUAAAAUUUCCCAGAGGCAGAGCAACCCUGACUACUACACCUUGGAGGUGGCAGGUAUGGAGAUGUCGCCACAAUAUCAUAUGAGUAUGUAUCUUCAUCGUAUUGGCAACCUUGACUACUACGAACUCAUCGACCACAAACCCUUUGAGGUUCAGUUUGUCUUGAUUGGGGAUGACCGUGGCAGGGUGAAACGCAAAUUCACUGGAUUGAGAGACAUUGCUUAUGUGAGGCGCUGGUUGUGCCACCAAGUCUUUGAGGGAAUUGACUUGGAUGACAUCAGAGUUCUUCACAAACACGAGGAACUUGAAGAUGACGACGAGCAACUCCGCUAUGUCUUCAAUUUGGCUUCCAACAUUGCCGACCCCUACGGCUUGUAUGAGCUACAGGUGAUGUUGAGAGGCAGGGGUGGAGGAAAGCGGAAGUUUGAGGAUGUGAUGGAAGAGGUGAAUGACAAGGUUGUCAAGAUUGCUUCCAAAAUGUCAGCAGACAACCAGUUCAAAACAGAACUGGAUGUUUUUUUCAAAAAGUUGGAGAGCAACUCAUCGGGCACACCCAUUGCUGACAUCGUCCGCAAUAUGAACCCUGAUGAGUUCCAAAGUCUCUAUGGCAACUACUGGAAUGACACACAGGCAAAUUUCCUUCGCUUUGUUCCCAACAUUGCCGAAAACUUGACACCAUUGAUGACAAAGAUUGUCGAAACAGAAACGGAUGCCAGUGAUGCGAGACAAGCACUUUGUGCUACUCUUUGUGGUUUCUUUGCCAAGGAGUUCAACAACGGCAAGGAGGUAAAAAACUCCAUCUUUGAGGACAUCUUGGAGAACCAGAAGAGCAAGCACGAGGAAGACCAGAGGGUUGAAGCACGCGCCCAGCAGCUGAUUUUGGAGCGUCAGAAUGCUUCAAGCAAUGGAGAUGUCCCAAUGAAUGGAUGAAAACACCAAUUUUCAGACCCUGAAAAC